Messenger RNA from Aspergillus costaricaensis CBS 115574, 2080 nucleotides. RefSeq names its product SWIRM domain-containing protein. Gene Ontology annotation, cellular component: nucleus; SAGA-type complex. The record is from RefSeq and is a predicted model, not a curated record. Lineage: Eukaryota; Fungi; Ascomycota; Eurotiomycetes; Eurotiales; Aspergillaceae. The transcript has a single exon. Bases 425 to 1606 code for a protein of 393 amino acids. Gene Ontology annotation, molecular function: chromatin binding; transcription coactivator activity; protein binding. Gene Ontology annotation, biological process: regulation of transcription by RNA polymerase II; chromatin remodeling.
CUUAAUUGAUUCUGCUCCUCAAGGAACCCAAAAAUUCGAGUAAACUUGGACACGCAAUACGGAACACCAGGAGAAAUAGAUUGAUUACUCAUAAUCAGUAACUCUAGCCUACUUACUCGGCCAUUGUGAGCCUUAUCGCCGAGACCCAACCAAUAUCCAUUUAUUGCCACCAGACAAAGAGGCGGCCCUGACAAAUCAUUUGCACGUGUGUCUGCCAACAUUAUUGCCAAACAUCUGUUCCAUUGACUUCCAUAUCACCAUCUCAUCAGCGUACAAACGUUCUUUCGCCUUCAAACAGAUGACUACCUGAAACUGACCUCAGAAGCAGAUUUCGUGUUGUAUUUAUUCUCAGCUAGUCGUCUCGCCACACAUUCUGCUCACUUUUCCAUUGUGAAGCAAUCAAAUCAUCAGAUUGUUUCAGGCGAUGACCUCAUUCACUGCUGCUUCUUUGACCAGUCGUGGUGAUAAGGUCAAUAUGAGUCGUCUGCCGUCUGUUUCGAGUUUAAUGUCCCCCCCAGAGUCCAAGCCCCUCGAGAGCUUCAGUCCCACCACAAUUUCACCGUAUACAAUGUCCCAGGAUCCGCCGUAUAACCAUGAAGUGAGGCUUCCUCCCAUGCCGAGUGAUCACAAGCGAACACAGUCGGAAAUGAACUUGCCAUCGCCGCCAGUCACUCCCUAUACUGGGAAUAAGAAACGGCGAUCAAAUGGACCAGAACCGAUUGAUAAGGAUGUCGUCGUCGGUUCCUCCAGGGACCCUGUUCUCUUUCCCCGCCACGAAGGCCUUACUGAUAUUGCCACUGAUGAGCCGUUGUUUGGGUCCAUGCUCCCCCCAUCUGCGGAAGCGUUGGUUGACCAGCAUAUAAAUUCUCACAUGGCGAGAUUUGAAAAUAAACUUAACAAGCCGACGCGUGACGAAUAUCUUCUAGCUCUUUCAUGCGUGCCGAUUGUAUCUGCCCAAUUUAACCGGAACCCAGCAGCAUGGGCUAGGGAAGAGCGGGAGACCUUAGAACGCCAGCUUUUGAUGAUGAAUCGGUGUCGUCCACGUGCUAUGGAUGCGAAGCUGAAGAAGAUCGCUCCGGCUCCUGCAAAGAGGGCAGUUGCUGCCCAGCCUCGUCUGCAACGGACACCAAGGGUAAAGCGGACCCCAAAGUCCACACCGAAGCAAAGGAUUCUCGAGACAUUUGACUCACCCCCGUCAAGUGCCAAGCCGCCUCGCGCCAUAGGCACAAACCGGGAUGAUACAGAUUACAAUUCCAUCAAGGACUAUUGCCCCUCAAUAGAGACCCUAGGAGGCAACGCAAAGGCACUAAAGGCAGAUUGGAAAGGCCAAGUGUUAGAUCUUAGCCAUGAUCCGGAUCGGCAUUUGCUGAGCUCUGCAGAGCUCAACCUUGCUGCUACUUUAAGACUUUCAUGUGCAACCUACCUAUGCAGCAAGCGUCGCAUUUUCGAAGCCCGGGUGAAGGCUUUGAAUGUUGGUAAGGAAUUUCGGAAGACCGAUGCUCAGCAGGCUUGCAAGAUUGAUGUCAAUAAAGCAAGCAAGCUCUGGACGGCGUAUGAGCGGGUUGGUUGGUUCGAUCCCGAACAUUUCCGACAGUAUCGAAGAUAAUAUGCUUGGAACUGUUGAACCCUGUGGAUCCCGAUAACCUGCCUUCCCCAUUGAUAUACUGGUAAUGAUGCGUCAGAGACGUGGUCGCAUGUCUGUACCAUCAUUGGUCCAAUUGCAUUUCUCAACUCACAACUUUCGCGCCCGUCAAUUAGCCAUCGGAUAUUGGUACGGUACUUACAUUUGUCACUGAGCAUAGCUGGAUUCUCUGCAACAAGUGGCAAGACUGCAUACGGUGUUAUAUUGCUCUUUCUUUCCCCCAUUUCCCUUUCGCUGCGUUAGGCCAUCAGAUACGGAUGUUAUUGAUUCGAUUCAACACUUGGCGUCUUCGGACAGCUUUCAAUUACCCUCAUUUUUUGUCUGGCGUUAUUAUUUCUCAAGGGCUGGAACAAUUGGCUGCGAUAGGUUAGGUUUUGUCUCUCACGUCGUUCUCCUGAUCAUUAUGCCGUCGGCUUGCCAUGGCGUCUAGUUUUCAUU